Prorocentrum cordatum is the source of this 737-nucleotide messenger RNA. NCBI's taxonomy places the organism in Eukaryota, Dinophyceae, Prorocentrales, Prorocentraceae. The record is from the annotation of a GenBank genome assembly.
GCGGCGGGUGCCCAGGGCCCGGGCGGUGGAGGUGCGGCGCGAGGGGUCCGCGGAGGACGAGCCCUGGGAGAUGUUCUCCAGCAUGCAGCGCGCCGCGCUGGCGACGGGGGCGCCGCAGUCCCGGGUGGCGGCCUUGUGCGACAGUCGAGGCGCCUACGCGGGGUGGCAGUUCCGCUGGCCAGCGUACCUGCCAGCCCGAGACGUCGGGCAGCCCUCGCCGUCCCCGCCAGGGCGGCCGGCACAGGCGCCGAUCCCCGCCAUGGCGCCACUGGCGCUGCCCGACGCGGCCGAAGAGCCGACGCUGGGCGGCAGCCCGACCCUGGCCCCCCGCGGCAGCCCAGCGCUGGCGCCCGGGCAGAGCCCGGGCCUGCGGCCGCAGGAGUGCGCGCCGCAGUUCCGCCAGUGCCCUGGUUGCAGCUUCGCGGUCACGUGGCACCACAGCCACUGCUGCAACGCCUGCGCCCGGGGCCAAGGGCAUGGCCCCAGGCGCGCUCCGAGGAGCUGCAGCCUGGCUCCCCGGGACUGCGGCCGAAGCGCAAGUUCGACUCCAAGCCCGUGGAGGUCCGCCACGAAGGCGAGGCCGAGUGGACGAGGUUCCCCAGCAUAGCGGCGGCUGCUCGAGAUACAGGUGUGCCGAGCGCUGCUAUCGGAAACCUCUGCGACGAGCAGGCGUUGCACAGCGGCUGGGAGUUCCUGGGGCGCGGGGGGCGGCUGGAGAGGAGGGAGAAGAGGCCGAG